CAGCCAUUGAUGAUAUUCCUCCCACGAUCAAUACUAGUAAUGAUGUCGGAAAUUCGUUUAACAACCCGUUUAAUGAAAGAAUUACAAUGGAUCAAUUUCUUUUUUUAUCCGGAAAUUUUGAUAUUAACGUUAAUCCUCAUGCGGAUUCAACUACCUUUGAUCAUCUUUCCAUCAAUACCGAUACUAAUAACGAUGUCGGAAAUUCGAUCGAUAAUUCUUCACAACUAAACCAAAUUCGUCACCAACCACUGAUAUCAUUACCUUUGUUAGAACCACAGUUACCUUCUAUGAUCAAUGCUAUACCUUCUACAAAUAACGAUUCUUUGUUAAUUAACACCGGUAAAUUCGAUAAUGACAUAUUGGAAAUAAUUGCAAAGUAUUAUAUCCUCGAUGAUAUGAAUGAUUAG
This is a messenger RNA of Ambispora gerdemannii, 407 nucleotides long. Lineage: Eukaryota; Fungi; Glomeromycota; Glomeromycetes; Archaeosporales; Ambisporaceae. The record is from the annotation of a GenBank genome assembly.